UCGGGAGGAGGGGGGCGUUUGCGAGGAUGUGCCUCAGCUGAUCAGGUUGCUUCAGCUGUUUUUGAUGGGUAGGAAGGGGGAGGAAGGUAGCCGGGAAGAAGGCUGGAGAAAGGUCGAGCAUGAUCCCGUGUGCCAGAUCCAGCGUGACAGCUGUGGCUAGGGACAGAGGCAGUGGGACAUAUCCCCUGGGACUGGGACCUUGGGGGAUCUGAAGGUCCAGGCUGGAAGUGUCUGGAGAGGGAAGGAUGCGGAAAGAAGGCUGCAUAUAGGGAGCCUGCUUGGAGCGAAUGCUGUCGAGAGUGGAUCCUGAGUAGAGGUCCACCGAGCUCAGCGAGGAGGGCAGUUGGCUUUCUGGGAAGUAGAUAGAGAAAACCAGCCUUGGCGGCCGCUGUUAGUAACAAUUAGAAAGUUGUGCAGGGGGCAGGGCAGCUGCCUUCUCUGCUGAGUAACCAGUGUCUCCACGGUGCGGUGCGGUGUGGACGCCAGACCCCAUCCGAGCCAGCGGAGCAGUUGGCAGCUGCUCUCCUGUGCUGCCAGGAGCGCACUGUGCCCCGGGAAAGGAAACUGGGCGCUUGGAGACAAGAUCAACGAGGAACGGAGACAGUCUCUCUGGGGCCACUAGCUCUGGUCAGCUUACUUGCAGGGAUUUGCUCCCUCAGUUUUUUGGCUGGAGCACUCACUCCCUCCAGCGCCAGGGAGCAAGCUGUUGGGGUGGCGUGGUGUGGGUUCUUGUCCUCAUCUUGACCGGUGGGAACUGUGUGUCCAAGAGGAAGCCCGGUGGGCCUGGCCCCUCUCAGCCCAGCGCCGAUGAGUGCCAGGGCGCCUAAAGAGCUGAGGCUGGCGCUGCCACCUUGUCUCCUCAACCGGACCUUUGCUUCCCACAAUGCCAGUGGAGGCAGCAACGCAGGUGUCCGCAGCUCGGGCGCAGGUGGCGGCACCUGCAUCACGCAGGUGGGACAGCAGCUCUUCCAGUCUUUUUCGUCCACGCUGGUGCUGAUUGUCCUGGUCACUCUCAUCUUCUGCCUCAUCGUGCUGUCCCUCUCCACUUUCCACAUCCAUAAGCGUAGGAUGAAGAAGCGGAAGAUGCAGAGGGCUCAGGAGGAGUACGAGAGAGAUCACUGCAGCGGCAGCCACGGUGGUGGUGGGCUGCCCCGGGCAGGUGUUCAAGCCCCAACCCAGGGAAAAGAAACUCGACUGGAGAGACAGCCCCGGGACUCCGCCUUCAGCACCCCCUCCAAUGCCACCUCUUCCUCCUCUUCAUCCCCUGGUCUCCUGUGCCAGGGUCCCUGUGCACCUCCGCCUCCACCGCCAGCCCCCAGUCCACCCGGAGCACAUGCAGCUUCCUCCUGUUUGGACACAGCUGGCGAGGGCCUUUUGCAAACAGUGGUACUGUCCUGAUUGUGUAGCCUUUUCCUCACCCCUUCCUCAUUUUCAGCAUCUUUGCCAUCCUCGCUUUUGUUCCUCCUUUCUUUCUUUUCCGUUCUCCUGUGGCCCCUCUUUCCUCUGCCCUCUUUCCUUACCUGCCCACCCUUUUACUGUUUCUCCUCCGCCGAGGCACUGUGCGGUAUUUGUAAAUAUUGGGCAAGGAAAGUCUCAGAGGAAGAAAUAACGCUGAUAAUACUUUAUUGAUAUUUAUAGUAAUUACUAUACUAUUAAUAACACAGUCCAAGCGCAUGACAAAUCACAUAAUUUCUCAUUGUCAAUGAUGGCUGCAUCUUCCCUCUCCACUCCGUGUCCCCCUCUCAGUAAGGAGGAGAAACCGCACAAAAGCCACCAAAUAUAUAAAAGACAAUGACACAGGAGCAAAGGGAGGGGAGGGGGCCGGUGGUGUUGUAUAUAGCUGUCAAGUGAAGGUUUAGUAGCCUUUCUGCCCCUCCCCCAUGGGCUUUCACUUUUCCUUUAGCUUCUCUCUCCUCCCAUUUCCUCCCCUUCAGCCGGGCUCAGGCAUUAGUAUAUUAUAAAGGAAUCACUAAGCACCAGAGACCACAGAGAAUGUCCCAGAAAAACGUUUAGGACAGGUAAUCCCUCUCUAGUCAGUCAUGUCUUCACUUUUUGGUUCCCCUGGGCAGAGUUUUCCAGUUUACUUUUAGAAAUAUCUCUCGCUGGCCGAGCGCAAAACAAAACAAAAUUCAUACUAUCUGCUUUUGCCCCCCACGCCAUCCGUAGGGUCCCCCCUUGCACACUUGAUUGGUGGCCUGGCCUUUUUUGGUUUUUCUUGAGCCUCAGAGAGGUCAGGAGCUGUCCAGCCAUGUCUGGUGCUGAAAAUGUCUCGCCCUUAUGGUUUCCUCCUCUGGUUGUGCAGGCCAAAGAAGGAGCUGUUUUGAAAAGUGAUUGUCUUGGUUUUGAUUGGUUUCUUUCUUCUUUUUCUACAAUUGGAUUAGCGUGUUCUAUUGUUUUGCUUAUUAUUAAACAUUUAGUAAGUUACCUUUAUCUAAAAAAAAGUAUUAGGUAAUGUGCAGUUCUGAAAAUGCAGUAUCUAACCAACCAGUAUGUUUCUGUUUUAUUUUUAGAACAAGUGCACCUUUGUUAUAUACUUAUUAUAUUGGUACCAAAUACAAAAGAAAACUAUAGUUCUGUGACAUGUCCUCCAAACUGUAUAUUCUUGUUCUGACUUUCCAGCUGUUGAUAUAAUGGUUGCCACUGGCUGAGGAAGUCAGUGGUGCAGGCCUGGCUUCUGUUUCUGGAAGUGUUCUUUUGUAUUUUACUCUGUAGUAGACUAUUAUAAAGAGAUGACACCCACGUUUCCCUUUUUCUUUUGUGAAUAACAGAAAUGGCCACAACAGAAAACAGCUAAUGGAUGUGCAAGAAUGCCAUCUAUUAAAAUCAUGGCUAAUAUUUCAGCAGUGCCUGUAGUUUUCUGCAUGCAGUUACCACCUGGAGGCAGUGGUGUGUGUGCUUGCUUGUACUGUAUGUGUUGGGGGAAAGACUGGUGGAGAUGUUGGGCAAUUUGGAUGACAGGACAUGCAAAUUUCCAAGUUAAAUCAGUAAAUGCUUACAGUAUAAAAAUGUUUACAGCUUGUUUAGUUACAACUCUGUGCCUGCAUCUGAUAUACAGCAAUGGAGGAUCUUUCUUCUUUCUAAGUCUGACCUAAUUGACCUCCAUGAACACAUAGAAAAUACUGAGGAAAAAAGAAAGUGGGAGAGAAGGUAAAUCUUUUGUCCUCUCUUCAAAUGUCAGAUAAAUGCAUUUAUGUUAGACUCUGAUGCUGGGUGUAAAGCAGUGGGACCCACACACUUAUCCCUCUCCCGAGUCACUAGUUGCCCUCAAUUCACUGUCCUGUUUCAGGUUGUAUAUGCUUAUUAUACAGAGAAACUAUUGCCUCUAAUGUUUUUGGAUAUUAUAAAGUUCCCCAAGCUCAGUCUGUAUCUUUAUGAAAUAAGUUAAUAAGGUUGGUUUCAGUCACCUGAGUCCUUUUCUGAAGCACAGGACAUCAUGUAAGCAUGCCAUGUUGUGUCAUUAGGAAGACCGGAUAUAAUACCUGGAUAUAAUAUGUUAAAUAAUGAACCAGAUUCUCUCCAGUGCCUUAGUCAUUUCCUAGUAACAGGUCAGAGCGCAUUCACUCCUUCAGGCUACCAAGGAACGGGACAGUGUAUCUGAGCUCUACCCUGUACAACAGAAUGACUAAGGCACUGUGGAGAAGAAUGUCCAUUAAUCUCUUUAACUUACCCUCAUCCAACUGUAUCUCUUAACACCUUCUUACAGAAUGGCUUUUGAAUGUGAAAUCUGAAUAGAACCAGGGACCCAGAAAGAAGGAAAGCUUCAUCAUUUCAAUGAGCUCUACUUAAGUGUGUAGAUAUUACUUUCUUCCCAUUAUUCGGUGCACUUUUUUUCUUUACAGUAAAUAUUUUCCCAUUUUAUUAAAGCAAUAAGAUAUUCUUUUUUGAGUAGUGCUAGAUGCUGAUUCCACUUCCUUGGUGCUGAAGCAACUCAUGUGUUCCUGCCUUAUGAAUCACAGUGCAUUCAAGGCAUGCAAUAAUAAUCCCCUUCCAAGAAGCAGCCUGUACACCCUAGGGGGCAAUGUCCUACAUCCUUUUCCAAAAGAGAUAGAACAAGAAAUGAGCGAAUUAUGUGUAUUUUUUUAAAAAAGUCUCGAUACCUCUAACCAUAAGCACACAUCUGUAAUGUGCUAUUAUUGUGCACCUUUAACUGUUUAUGCCUUUCCCCAUCAAUUGACUAGGGUUUAAUAUUUUAAUAGUGUCCUGUGUAAAGAUGAUGCAGCUUGUUAAUCACGUUUCAUACUGAGUUUAAUAUGCUGUGAACCUGGUGGUGUUGCACAAGAUUUCUGUGAGCUAGAAUGAGAAUUACAUGAAAUUCUAGUAGAUCAGACCCCACACCAAAUUAUUGCAAUAAGCAUAUGACAAUGCAAAUUUCUAUAGACUCUGUUUAGAUCGCUACUUAGUGAGCUCAGCUGACCCAUAUGACAUUCAAGAUUUCAUUUUUAUGAAAUAAAACACAAUAUGGAAAUAUCUAAAUUUACUCUAAGGAUUUUAUUUAUUGAUGUCCAGUCAAACUAAUUGCUUCAACCCUCUAUAGAUACAGCUCAACUCCUGCACUUGCUAUUCAGUAUUAAUAAAGUAGCAUGCUUGAUUCUUACUGUUUUAAAAAAUGAGAAAAUAAGAAAGAGAAUGCCAAUAUGCCAACUGUAUGGGACUCUGACUCUUGAAGAUGUAGAUGGAUAUAAUCUUUAGAAUUUAUAUACACCCAUAGAUAUGUAUUUAUAUAUGCAUACAUUUUGUACAAAUUUACAAUGAAAUUUUUGUAUUCUCUUUUCUGUCAUUAUGAGUAUGAGACUGAAACCAAAUAGUUGUUCCAUCCUCUGAUCCGGAGAGGGUCUGAGAAGUCAGGUAAAUGCAUGUACUUGUUUCUUUGGGGGUCAAAUUGGAAUGACUUUCUCUUUAUUUAAUGGAAGGGGAGAGUCUUCCUCAGCUUGAGAAAUUGGUAAUUAGAUAAGCUUCCUUUCCUAUAUUAGUGACUCAAAUGUAGCAAUGGUAAUGAAGUUAUGACCAUAUCAAUGUGGUCCAGCUAUCUAGGUGGAAUAAAAAAAUCCAUCUGAAAGAGCUCUGGAGCCAUCUAGACCACAAUCAUGGAUUGCCAUUUGAAUUUUCUUUUUCAAUUUAUAUGUUGUAUAAAAUACAACAUAUAUAUGCGUAUUUAAAAACAAAAUGAAAAUAUAUUAUUUGUUUAGUUUGACAAGCAGCUUUUUGGAAAAUGUGGACAAUUUAGCUUUAAACAUUACUUUGGCUUUUGACUUUAUCUCCCUUCCUAUCUGUAUCCAUUGAAUUGAUUAGAUAAUGACUAAAACUUCUUUUUUUUUCACUGCAUAGGCAUAGGCUUUGAGUGCUUUUCUGUGGGUAGUGGCUGAGAAAUUACUAAUGAUAUUAUCGGAGAGCUAUGGGCUAAAUUAGAACCAGAAACUUUAAUUUGGCUUCUAAGGCCCACUCUCAGGUGAAUCUAGGCUUAGAAUCUGAAAAGCCACUUGUUCCUGUUUAAAGCAGUGAUUAUGGCUCACAACUGUUACAGUUCAUGUAAGAAUGAAUCGCCGCAUCUACGCAAGAAGUAUUUUAUCACUGGGAUGAGUAUAAAUCUUAUUCUGGCUUGUUUUUCUUUCCCUUAUUUGGUAACAUUUGAGAAGCAGAUAUGGCUUGGCAUCAGUGUUUAUCAAUGCCACCAACCUGAUGGUACCACUGGUGCCAUGUAGGAAUGUUUAGUGGAGAAUAAGAACUGACUUAGCUUUAAUUGGGGGACAAUGAAUUAUUCAAGUUAUUUUACCUAUUUGAGGCAGUAUUUUUCACAGAGACUCGUGAUCUCACAGGAUUGCUGCUACAGAGAGGUUAACAACAGUGACAGCACCCACAGAAAAAAAAUGAUUUUUGAACUUGAGUAUAUCUAAUAGAAUAAAAACAGGUACUAGAAUUCAUAAAAAACUUGUUUUGCUUUUAUAUCAAUAAAAGAGUUUUCUUGUUAA
Molecule: messenger RNA, 5966 nt
Organism: Mesocricetus auratus (golden hamster)
Lineage: Eukaryota; Metazoa; Chordata; Mammalia; Rodentia; Cricetidae
Gene: CUNH11orf87
Product: chromosome unknown C11orf87 homolog
Exons: 2
Coding region: 808-1398 (196 amino acids)
Source: RefSeq, a predicted model, not a curated record